CUAUUUUUACAGGUGAUACAGCGUGUGCUGAUGACAAGGCAAACAAGGCGUUCGUUCUUUUGAAUUUUUUCACAAAUUAAUGAGUACAUGAAGUAAAUAUUUUCUAACUCGUGUGAAAAUUGUAAACGAAAUCUCAUAAUCAAGCAACAGUGAGCGGCCAAUCAGAUUCAUGAUGACGUAUUCCAACCAAUUAAAACGCAGCCGACACUUGCUACUCCGUUGCAGUGGAAACCAUGUAAACAGUGUGUGUUGCCUUUUAGUUGUAAUGGAAGUGCGGCACUAAAGUCUUAUAAACUUGUAGGGGUUUUGUUUAUAUCACCCCAACUCCAAAAUCAAAAAUCAUACCGAACAAUCAUUUAAGAAUUUCAUUGUCGCAUAAUUGUUCGAAACGUUUGGCGAACAUCCAGCAUUAUUGCAAGACUAUGUAAAGAAUUAUCAAAAAUAUGGCCGUUGUAAGUAUUCAUGACGACUUGAAAUUCAGAGAAGUUUUUCCUGACAAGGAUUUUGAUCACUGGAGGCAACCUGAAUCUCCCAAAGAAGGGAAACCGCACUCGCCUGGGUCCGUACAAGACAAGAGUUCGGCUGGCUUGAAGGACUUGUCGAGACUGACUCGAAAACGAAGGUGUUACCUUUCAGCGAAAGGGGCUCGACUAUCGUCGAGGAAGCGUAUUGAUGAUAAGAUGUCAACGUCAAGCAGCGAUAUGAAAACCAGGUUUGCUAGAAAAGAACCAUUACCAAUGAAACAACGGUCGCUACCACAAUCAUUUUGGCUUCAGCCCAAUUCGAUCAAGUCAAGUUCCAUGGCUCAAAAUACGUAUUCCUGCCUGCCCCCACUUUUUCCGGAAGAUCACAACCCCGACAAGGAAUUGAUCGAGAGGCCAGUCAGCCCUUCUGAUGAGAGACAAGAAAAUCCCAGGCCACCAAAGAGAGUGGUCACAUCAGCACCGGACACUGAGUUACUAUUCAGUCUUUUUGAAAAAGUCAAUGGUAAUCCAUUAGAAAAAAAGCUCAUAAAGAGAGGAAGACCAAAAAAAGUUCACUCGGAAAAACAUACUUUACCGACAUUAAGUUACGAUGAUGAUCCUUAUAUUGUCGAAAAUCUCACGGGAAGGUUAUUUCCACAACUUUCCAUCGAAAGCCAUCGAAGUCCCAACGUGAGACUUUCCUCAUUAACAUUGACUACUGGAAGUAAUUGCAUCGAGCUGCCUUCACUCGCCGUUGAAAAUAACUAUCCUCAGAUGUUGAGUCAACUGGCUCAGGUUUUGUGAGUUUUUAAGCAUUGAAAGUCUUUCUUUUAACAAGAACUAUUUGGAAAUAGUCAUCUACGAGUCUACAUUAGAAAACUUAGACGAUAAAUUUAUUUAAUUCAACUGGGGGGCUUAAGCCUCGGAAAUAAUGUGUUCUUGCUUGAUUUACCAUCGCUUUCAUUCAGGUUUAUUACAGAAAAAUUGUCUCUGGAUAAGAGCUGUUUUCCAUUGUAAACAUUUCAUCCUAUAUUCAACAAUUAUAUUGCAGUACCACCAUUGAUUGAUGAACUAUAGGAAACGCUGUAAGCACUGUACUGUACUGCAGUGUGACAUAAGUUGUUCUUUUCUUGCGUUUCUUGUUUGUGAUCUGAAGCGUUUAAAAGACUUCCAUGUCAUAUUAUUAGUCCCGCAUGAUAAAAUCAUAUUUAUUGUAAUAAUUUUUCCUUGUUUUCAAACAACAUAGUACCCUGUCUGGUUACAUAUUUGACUCCAUCUAAAGGGUUGACAAAAACCUAGAUAUUACAGUUUUAAGUCGUGAAGGGUUUACAUUAAAAGUACCCAUAUAAGGGUGAGAAAAAUA
Molecule: messenger RNA, 1827 nt
Organism: Xenia sp. Carnegie-2017
Lineage: Eukaryota; Metazoa; Cnidaria; Anthozoa; Malacalcyonacea; Xeniidae
Exons: 3
Coding region: 444-1268 (274 amino acids)
Source: RefSeq, a predicted model, not a curated record